Molecule: messenger RNA, 531 nt
Organism: Tarenaya hassleriana
Lineage: Eukaryota; Viridiplantae; Streptophyta; Magnoliopsida; Brassicales; Cleomaceae
Exons: 1
Coding region: 1-531 (176 amino acids)
Source: RefSeq, a predicted model, not a curated record
AUGGUUGAAAAGACAGCGCCUCCAAGGCUAACAAGAGAGGAAAAAGGCAAGACGGUAGAGGAAGAUACUCCUAAAGUGCAAGAACCGGAGAAAGAACCGGUCUACAUUCCGUCUCCGCCCAAGGUACCCCCAAUACCCUUUCCUUCUCGUUUAAAGACAUUUAAUGAGGACAGCCAAUUUGGAAAGUUUGCGGAAAUCCUGAAGAGGAUGGAGAUUACAAUGCCUUUCCAUAAGGCAAUUCUCCAAAUGUCAUCAUAUGCGAAAUUCCUCAAGGAUAUUUUGACGAAGAAGCGGGUAGUGGAAAAAGAGACUGUAACAUUGAGCACUGAAAUUAGCGCAGCCAUUACAAAGCAUGAACUUCCUCCGAAGAUAUCUGAUCUGGGAAGUUUCUCUAUUCCAUGCAAGUUGGGGAAUAUUGAGAUUGAUAGAGCAUUAUGCGACCUUGGAGCUAGCGUGAGUUUGAUGCCACUAUCCAUUUACAAGAAGUUGAAUAUAGGCGACUUGAAACCCACGAGGAUGGCUUACAACUAG